Molecule: messenger RNA, 1958 nt
Organism: Drosophila virilis
Lineage: Eukaryota; Metazoa; Arthropoda; Insecta; Diptera; Drosophilidae
Gene: Mal-A2
Product: Maltase A2
Biological process (GO): carbohydrate metabolic process
Source: RefSeq, a predicted model, not a curated record
UCAAACGCGAGCGAAAUGUCAACGCGAUUACUUCUUGGGCUACUCGCGGCGCUCUUAAUAGGCACAACAGCAGCCUCGACGGACAUUGAUUGGUGGGAGAAUGCCGCGCUCUAUCAGAUUUAUCCGCGAUCCUUUCAGGACAGUGAUGGCGAUGGCAUUGGCGAUUUGAAUGGCAUAACAAAGCGUCUGGGCUAUUUGAAGGAAAUCGGGAUCACAGCCACUUGGCUAUCGCCCAUAUUUAAGUCACCCAUGUCCGAUUUUGGAUAUGAUAUAUCCAACUUUACAGAAGUCGAUCCGAUCUUCGGCACGCUUGCUGACUUCGAUGCCAUGAUGGUGCAGGCCAAGGCGCUGAACCUGAAGAUUAUAUUGGACUUUGUGCCCAAUCAUUCGAGCGAUGAGUGCGAGUGGUUCCAAAAGUCUAUCAAUCGGCAGGACGGCUACGAUGACUUUUAUGUGUGGCACGACGGUAAGCUGAAUGCGGAGACAGGUGAACGCGAGCCGCCCAGCAAUUGGGUGAGCGUCUUUGGCGGCUCACAGUGGACGUGGAAUGAAGUGCGCCAGCAGUACUUCCUGCACCAGUUUCAGGUGAAGCAGCCCGAUCUGAACUUCAGUAGUCCCAUGGUGCGUGAGCACAUGCUGGACGUGCUGGGCUUCUGGCUGGACCGUGGCGUUGACGGCUUUCGCAUUGAUGCCGUGCCACACAUCUACGAACAUCGUAAUGCCGACGGCAGCUAUCGAGACGAGCCCAUCAACGAUUGGAAUAACGAUCCAAACAGCUACGACUAUCUAGAUCAUAUCUACACCAAGGACCAACCAGAAACAGUACAGUUAAUGUACGAGUGGCGCGAUUACCUGGUGCAGUAUCAGGCACAGCAUGGUGGCCCGACCCGAGUACUGCUCGCAGAGGCGUACAGUCCGGUGGAAACCCUGAGCGCCUACUUUGGGAAUGGAACGCGGCUCGGCACACAGCUGCCCAUGAACUUCCAGCUGAUGUAUCUCAGCGGCUACUCGACAGCAAAGGAUGUGGUCGGUUCCAUUGACUACUGGAUGCAGACCAUGUGGACGCAACAUCAGACAGCCAAUUGGGUUGUGGGAAACCAUGACACACAGCGCGUGGCCAAUCGCAUGGGCGCACACAAAGUGGAUCUGCUCAAUGUGAUUGUGAACGCGCUGCCAGGUGCCUCGGUCACCUACUACGGUGAGGAGAUCGGCAUGUCCAACGUAGAGACUGAGUGCACGGAGAUCUCCUGCGACGACCGCGAUGGCGAACGAACGCCCAUGCAAUGGGCUCCUGUGAAGAACGCCGACUUCUCCACAGCUGAGAAUACCUGGCUUCCCGUCAGUCCCGACUAUGCCCGUUACAAUGUGCAAACCGAAAGAGGCGUGGCGCGUUCCUCGCUCCAAAUAUUUAAGAGUCUCCAGCAGCUGAAGAGCAGCUCUGCGUUUCUGGCUUUCAAGGAGGAGGGUGGCUUCUCCUACGAGGCGGUCACAGAACAGGUGCUGCAGAUUGUGCGAACCAACAAACGCAGUGAGGAGUACCGUAUUUUCGUCAACAUGGGCAAUAGUAUCGAAAUUCUCGAGGGUCUGUCUAAUAAGGUCUAUGAGUAUGUGCUUGUAACCGCCUACUCCUUGCACACACCAGGGGAGACGAUUGAUCUGAGAGAAAGACUGGUGCUAAUGCCCUAUGAAGCAAUCGUGCUGCGGUGGUUGGCUUGAUUCACGGAUUUCUUUUUAGCCUAAUCAGUGCAUUUUAUGAUCCAUGUAAAGAUUAAAUUUAAAAAUGGGCCUACAGCCAUGUGCCUGACUAUACAAACAGUCUUUCGCCACAUGCCAGUGGAAACUGGGUAGUAAAUACAAAGUCCAAUUCGACUUUGAGUGGGCAAUUACUCGAAAGAAUUGUAACUUCAACACUUGAUGUGUUUUUCAAUAAACUAUUUACAAACGCUUCUUAAUAUGGA